AUGGAGCUAAAGGACUACUCGAUUGUUAAGCAUUUGGAGAAAACCCCAACUCAGAUUUCUGUGUGGGCCCUGUUGAUGAGCUCCCAGCUACAUAGGCAGGCCUUGAUGAAGGCUCUGGACGACACAUAUGUUCCCGUGGGAACAAGUAGCGAUAAUGUAGCGGCUAUGAUCAAUCAAGUUAUCCGAGGGCAUCAAAUUAACUUUUGUGACAAAGAGUUGCCCUUUGAAGGGAGGUCGCACAACAAGGCGUUACAUAUCACUGUCAUAUGCCGCAAAAGGGUCAUAGACCGUGUCCUUGUGGAUGAUGGGUCUGGUCUCAACAUUUGCCCACUGUCGACUCUAAGGCAGUUAAGUUUUGACUUGAGGAAGCUGGAACAAAACCAGGUCAAUGUAAGAGCCUUCGACGGAGUACAUAGAGAUACGUUGGGAGCGGUGAAUUUGGUCAUCCAAAUGGGUCCGACAAAGUUUAGUGCACAGUUUAAGGUCUUGGACAUUGACACCAGCAAUAACCUUCUUCUGGGAAAGCCUUUCAUCCAUAUGGCUGGAGCUAUGCCUUCUACUCUUCACCAGAUGAUGAAGCUCAUUUGGAAAGACGAAGAACUAAUCAUUCAUGGCGAAGGGAGUCACUCCGGCACGCAAACGCCCAUUAUUGAUGGAGUCUCGCGAGAAAAAGAGGUUGAGCUAGCUGAUAUCCGUGAUGCUGAGCAUGGAGAACAGCUGCAGAAUUGGACUUUUACACUAAUCUUGAUUCCCGGAUCAUCUUGUGACAUGCUAGGGCUGAGUACCAAUGAUGUAUCUCAUAAGUUGCCAAUUAAUCCAGGGCUUAGUCCAGUAAAACAGAAGGCUCGGAAGUUCAAGCCCGAGUUAAGUUUGAAGAUUAAAGAAUAUAUCACCAAACAUAUUGAAUCUCGAUUAGUGGAAGUGAUGCAAUACCCAACUUGGUUGGCCAAUAUUGUUCCCGUCGCCAAAAAAGAUGAGAAGAUCAGAAUAUGUGUUGAUUACAUAGAUCUCAACAAAGCAAGUCCAAAGGAUAAUUUUCCAUUGCCGGACAUUCACAUUCUGAUCGACAACUGUGCUAAGCAUGAGAUGCAGUCGUUUCUGGAUUGUAACGCAGGUUAUCAUCAGAUCCUGAUGGACGAAGAAAAUGCAUAA
Messenger RNA from Solanum pennellii, 1152 nucleotides. RefSeq lists its product as uncharacterized. Bases 1 to 1152 code for a protein of 383 amino acids. The transcript has 3 exons. Lineage: Eukaryota; Viridiplantae; Streptophyta; Magnoliopsida; Solanales; Solanaceae. The record is from RefSeq and is a predicted model, not a curated record.